GGUCUUUAAAACUUGGACAGGACAGCAUUCCAUCUGAGGGACAUUUACUUCUGCUCAGAAUUGGAUUAUUUUCACCUGUUCUGAAUAAUUUUAAUAUAUGCCCUAAUCAUCGUGAAAAACUCGGUGUAAAAUGGAAAAGACACAGUGUGAAGUGUUCAUAUCCAGACCAUUCUCUGAAUCUCACAAUGGAAAGAUGGAACGGCCAGUGACACCACAAAUGUCUAGAUUCCUCCUUGGGCACAAAGGAGAGUUAGUGCCUGUUGGAUCAGGCAUUUGUCGGAGAUGUAGAUUUGAAUUGUACAAGGAGAUGGAAAAUUCGAACAAGAUUGAGAAUGAAUUACCACCAAAGUGUACACAUCCAGAUGUAUUGACACCAAUAAUGAUUUAGGACACUAAGGAAGUUAAUGUAGAUAUGGAAGAAAAAGAUGAAAUUUGGAAAACUGAUGAUCACCUGGAGAUAUUUUCUGAUGAAGAUUCAGUGGGUCUUCUUGGUUCUCAACCAUCAUCACAAUCCUCAUCUUGGAGUGAAGAAAAUAACAACACCCUAGAUAUUUUCAAUAAAGCUGUAACUUUGCUUGGACAUGGGAAGAUGAGCCCACUUAAAUUCAAAGUACAUCAGAGGCUGUACAGCCUUAAGCCCUCCACUAAAAGAUUGCUUAAGAGAAAAGCCACAGAAGCAGUCAAUUUAGUUCUUGAGAGUAUAGCUCCAGGACAGGGAAAUGAAUUGUUAAAGCUCAUUCACGAGCCAGAGCAGCAGCAAGAAACAAGCUCUAGCAAACUUUAUCAACUUGUUGUUAAACUGUACAGUGAAAGCACAGACAAGGAUGUUAAGAAACGACUGUUGUCCAUGAUUGCUUGCUCUCAUACAAAAAAACAGCUUCAGCAGAUCAUUCCCUCAGUCACCAUGCAUGCUAUAAAUGAGGCAAGGAAACAUGCUGUUGAACAUUCUGAAGGUGCUGAGGUUCCUAAACAGAAACCAGUAUUUCAUAAGAAAAUUGAUCUCAUGAAAUUGGACCAUGCACUGGAUUUUAUCUUCAAUCCAGCAUUUCAUCAGGUUUCCUCUGUUGGUACUAAAGAGAUGAAACUAGAGGAUGGCAGCAUUGUGUCCAUUCCAGAGGUGGUCAGAACAGUCUAGCUGGCACUCAACUCUGAUCAAACUCUAUCUGGCAUAUUGUGAGGAGACAGAGUUUAUUCCUCUGUCUAGGUCUACAUUGUUCCAUAUUCUUCGAGUUUGUCCCGCUUCAAGGCGCACAAAUCUGAAGGGUCUGGACAAUAUAACAGUAGAUGGAGAGAGCUCAUAUGAUGUGCUUCUAUCAGUAGUUGCAGAUGUGGAAAAGUACAUAACAGAUGGAUUAUUGCUAAUGGAACUGAAGGAAUGCAAAGAAUCCUUGGCAUCUAGUAGAAUUUAUAUGAAAACAGAUUUUAAAAUGCAUUUGAAACAGGUAUUUAAUUGCAAUGUAUUAAAAUAAUAUGUUUUAUUGCUGUCAUAUUCAAUAUGACUGUUACACUUUAUCAAUGUAAAAUUAAGUGGCAAGUUUAAAUGGGACUUUUUUAAAUAAAAUAUAAUAUCAGAUUUGAUCCAUUUUUGUUAUUCAUAAUGGACUUGCUUUACUGAGGUAAUUUGAUUUAAAUCAAUUAUUUUUUCUCUUUCAAUGCAGACUGACCACUGCAGUGAUCUUUAUUACAGUACACUGAAAUGUUUAUAAUGACAUCAAGCUUUAGAAGUCAAACCAGUUCAACUACUCUUACAGUUUUAAUUAAUGCAAUUCAAACAUUAAGGAAAUCUUUCAAAUACAUGACUAACCACUGCAUGUUUUAAUUAUAGGACCUAGCAGAAUUAGAAAUUAUAUCUGAUUUUGUUUUGAAAUCUGGAUCAGUUGGGCACAUUCAAAACCCCAAAGAAAGCAAUGAUGUUGUUGAUUCUUCAGAUGAUCAUGCUUUUAAUUGUCUUGAAGCAGAAUGUACCCAGAUCUUUACAAGAUACAGCGACAUGCAAAACCAUUGCUUAAUCGGCAAUCACACUUACCAGCUCCAAGCAAGGUCAUCUUAUGAUGAUAUAAAAAUGAGAUGGAUGGAUGCAUGUUGUACACUAUCAGAAGAUACUCUGAAAUACUCUAAAACCGGAGAAGGGGUCACUGAGCAAGUGUGUGUGCAGUCUGAUAUGGGUUGGGCUUUGAAAAAACAGAGAAAAAGUGCUAGAUUCUCAGAUGACUUGAAAUCAUAUCUUAGUGAUAUAUUCUUGCAAGGAGAGAGUAGUGGAGCAAAGGUACACCCAUCAGUUGUCACUAAAAACAUGAGAGUUGCUAAAAAUGAAAAUGGAGAAAAAAGAUUCAGUGCAAACCAAUAUUUGGCUGUUGGUCAAAUCUCAUCUUUUUUUUCAAGACUUUCUGCAUUGAAAAAAACAUCCUCCACAGAUAUCAGUGAUGAUGAUUUGGAUGCAGUUCUUUUGAACAUUGCUAAGGCCGAAACAGCUGCAGAAUUUCAGUAGGAUGGACAUAAUUGACUGAGAUAGAAACAUUACUUAUUUUGUGACAAGGACUGAAAUUGUUUGAUACAUAGAUGUAUAUAACUUAUGCAAAGUGUUUUUACUGUGACAAUAUCUGUAGAUUUUAAAAGAAAGCUGGGUGGUUAACACAUUACUCAUCAGCUCUUAGUAACCUUUAAUUUUUAGAUAUGACGUGCUAAGCUAAAGAAAAUCAUUAAAUUUCAGCUGGUGAACGUCAGUAUUUUUUUAAUAUCUUUAUAAAGAGGUCUUCCCUUUAAGAAUACCAGUGAAUACUAUCUUACAAUGACCUCAACCAUCCAGCCCUGUUAAUUCAUUCUUGUUUUAUGAUAACAUGGUAUCAUUUCAAUUGAAUUGAUGUACAAGAUUGUGCGUAAUGGGAUGAGGGGUGAGCAAAACUCCAUCUUAACGAAUAAUCUACAUGAACAGUACAAUUAUUGUCUGAUAAUGAUUGCAUCGGUUGACCAAUACACCAUGUACAUGUAAAAUUAAUACAUAAUUGAUAAUUUGACCAAAAACCAUGCUGAUAUAUUGAACCCCAUGUAUUUUCAUAUGAAUAUCAUCCUCAUAGUUCCUACUUGCUGAAAUUCUCCUGAAGAACAAUUAAAUAUGGAAGCUCAAUUUAA
Molecule: messenger RNA, 3129 nt
Organism: Magallana angulata
Lineage: Eukaryota; Metazoa; Mollusca; Bivalvia; Ostreida; Ostreidae
Exons: 9
Coding region: 413-1135 (240 amino acids)
Source: RefSeq, a predicted model, not a curated record